This is a messenger RNA of Sinocyclocheilus grahami, 1435 nucleotides long. RefSeq names its product tRNA-yW synthesizing protein 5 (gene tyw5). Gene Ontology annotation, biological process: wybutosine biosynthetic process. The record is from RefSeq and is a predicted model, not a curated record. Lineage: Eukaryota; Metazoa; Chordata; Actinopteri; Cypriniformes; Cyprinidae. Gene Ontology annotation, molecular function: tRNA binding. The transcript is spliced from 9 exons. The coding region runs from base 142 to 1182 and encodes 346 amino acids.
UGUAAAAAGAAUACGUCAAAGACGUGCUUUUAGUAGCCAAGUCUAAUUUGUUCACGAAUGAGUCGGUUCACUUAAAUGAAUCAAUUGACUGAAUUGGUCUGAGGAGUUCUCGGGUCAACAUCUCACCUACUCAUUUAAUCCAUGAUUAAAACACACGUCUUAAAAGGAAGGCGGAAUAGAGCAGUUGGCAGCGAAUGGACAGUAAACUUCAAACUGUCAGAAAUGGAUUGUCAAGAAAAGCUGGAGGUGCCCGUGUACACCGAUGUGGACAGAGAGACUUUCUUGAGGGAUAUAUAUCCGCUGCGUAGACCAGCGGUUCUGAAGCGCGUGCCCCUGGGGCCCUGUAUGCGCGCGUGGACGGUGAGUUAUCUCGCGCAGAAGGGGGGAGACCGCGAGGUCAAAGUGCAUGUGUCCCCAGAGCCCAGGAUGGACUUUCUGCACAAGAACUUUGUGUACAGGACUCUGCCAUUUGACAAGUUCAUUCAGAGAGCUGCAGAGGCAAAGCACUCAGAUUUCUUCAUUAGUGAGGAUGAAAGCUACUACUUGCGCUCACUUGGAGAAGAUGUUCGUAAGGAACCAGCUGAUUUAAGGAAGCAGUUCCCUGAGCUGGCAGAGGAUUUCCAUAUACCCCAGUUCUUUGAGCCAGAGCAGUUUUUCUCCAGCGUCUUUCGCAUCAGUUCCCCUGGUCUGCAGUUGUGGACACACUACGAUGUAAUGGACAACCUUCUGGCUCAAGUUACAGGAAGAAAGCGUGUUGUUCUGUACAGCCCCAAAGAUGCCCUUUAUCUCUACCUCACAGGGGACAAGUCUGAAGUUUUGGACAUUGACACAACUGAUCUGCAGCUUUAUCCUGAGUUUGUGAAAGCAAGUCGCUAUGAGUGUAUUCUGGAACCAGGAGACCUGCUCUUCAUUCCAGCACUUUGGUUUCACAAUACCCUGGCUCUCCAGUUUGGAGUUGGUGUCAACGUGUUCUGGAGACAUCUGCCACCUGAGGGUUAUGAUAAGAAAGAUCCAUAUGGAAACAAAGACCCAGUAGCAGCCUCUCGAGCCCUGCAGUCACUAGAGAGGACUUUAGGCAUCUUGGAAGAACUGCCACCUGAUUAUCAGGAUUUCUAUGCUCGUCGCAUGGUGCUGCGGAUUCAAAGCCGGGCCUACCUUAGGCAAAAUUCAGACACAGCAUAGUUCUCUCACUGUUUACACUGAAAUGGAGCUAUAGAGUUUGAGAAUGACAAUAAAGACAUUUUAGUUUCUUUCCAAAAAAUUAAUGAUUAAAUAUAUUAAUAUACUGCUGGUUUAAAGCAUGGUCUCAAAUCAACAGUUCUGGAGCUCGUGCAGUAACUAUUAGGACACAGUUCUGACAAAAUUAGGCUUCCUGUAACAAUUGUUGGUAACACUUUAUUUUAAGGUGUCCUUGUUACACGUUACAUAUACUUAU